Protopterus annectens (West African lungfish) is the source of this 1939-nucleotide messenger RNA. RefSeq names its product mitochondrial calcium uptake family member 3 (gene MICU3). The coding region runs from base 12 to 1385 and encodes 457 amino acids. Gene Ontology annotation, cellular component: uniplex complex. Gene Ontology annotation, molecular function: calcium ion binding. Gene Ontology annotation, biological process: mitochondrial calcium ion homeostasis; calcium import into the mitochondrion. The record is from RefSeq and is a predicted model, not a curated record. Lineage: Eukaryota; Metazoa; Chordata; Ceratodontiformes; Protopteridae. The transcript is spliced from 13 exons.
UAGAAACAGCAAUGGCUGCUAUUCGCAGACUCCUAAGAGGUCUAUCCCGUUGUCAUCCAGGAGAUGCAGUGCCUAUGGCGAAAAGUAGAACAGAAGUUUCUUUUGGAUUGGGUCCAAGAUAUGAAUACCAAACUCAAACACGGAGAUGGAUAACAGUAAAGCGGGCAAUCGCGGCAGCCGGGAUGGUAACAGCUGGUUGCUCUUACUAUUAUUUCUGCUGUGGUGAUCGCAAAACGAAGAGAGGAUGGAGAGGCAGCAUAUGCAAUACUGAGCGAUUCAUGCAGCUUCCUGUCCCUUCAGUGGCAGCCAAGAUACAGACAAGUGAAACCAUGCCUGAAACGGAAGACUUUGACCUCUAUGUGUCUUCAAGGGAACAGAGAUUUCGUCAGUUUGCAUCCUAUGAAUAUGAAGGGCAGCUGUAUAUGACACCUCGAGAUUUCCUUGAAUCUGUUACAUCCGAUGAACCUGGCAGAAAAAAGUGGAAGUCAAUUUCAAAACAGGAUUUAGAACAGAUGCUUUCAGAAACACCCCCAGUUUGGAAAGGGUCAUCUAAACUCUUCCGUAAUCUUGGUGAUAGAGGCCUCAUAGCCUACACGGAAUAUCUGUUCCUUCUCUGUAUAUUAACAAAGCCUCAUGCAGGUUUCAAAAUAGCAUUCAACAUGUUUGAUACCGACGGCAAUCAGAUGGUGGACAAAAAGGAGUUCUUGGUGCUGCAGGAAAUCUUUAGAAAGAAAAACGAGAAAAAAGAAAGAAGAGGAGAUGAAGAAAAGCGAGCUCAAUUGCACAUUGAAGAGAGUAUGCUGACAGAUACAACAAUACUUGUACAUCUUUUUGGGAAGAAAGGAAGAGCCGAGCUAAACUUUGAAGAUUUUUGCAGGUUUAUGGAAAAUCUGCAGACUGAAGUUCUUGAAAUUGAAUUCCUCUCUUACUCCAAGGGGUUGAUUACAAUUAGUGAAGAAGACUUUGCACGCAUUCUCUUGAGAUAUACAAAUUUGGAGAACAUUUCAAGCUAUCUGGAAAACCUCCGUCAAAGACUUCCUGAAGAAAAGGGCAUUACAUUUGAUGAGUUCAGAUCUUUUUUCCAAUUUUUGAACAACCUUGAGGACUUUGCAAUUGCAAUGCAAAUGUACAAUUUUGCAAAUAGAUCUAUUGGGCAAGAUGAGUUCAAGCGUGCUGUGUAUGUAGCUACGGGACUGAAACUGUCACAGCAUAUUGUAAACACCGUUUUCCAGAUCUUUGAUGUUGAUAGAGAUGAGCGCUUAAGUUACAAAGAAUUCAUUGGCAUUAUGAAAGAUAGACUGCACAGAGGUUUCAGGAGUUACAAAACUGAUCAAGGGUACACUACAUUCAAAGCCUGCCUGAAGAAAGAACUUUACAGCAGAUAACAGGAUCCACAGAAACAUGGCUUUAAAGAUUACCAGAUGUGUGUAAGAAAUGUAAUGAACCAGUACAUAAAGCAGUUCUGGAGAAGAGUUUAAUGAAAUAUGAAUACCAAGAAGUGGUUCUCUAAUCUGCGCACAUUAAAGCAAGAACACAGCUGCAUGCAUAACACUCCUGUAUAUAAACUGAAUGCUGCUUGUUUAAUUUUAGAACACACAACAAAUUGUAUAUAUUUAUAUUUAAUGUAUGUAACAUUCUAAAACAUAUUGUACUGUUGUUAUAUUCUUAUAUAUUUAUUUAUUUAUUCCUGCUUUGCUUGCUGUAUCUUAAAUAUGAAACAAACGAGAUUUAUAUCUCUUGGAAACUUCCUUUGAGGUCAGCAAAGGUUGUAACAAAUGGUUGUAAAGAAGGAUUCAAACAGAAAGUACAGGGCCAUUUAGUUGCACAUUAUAAUGAACAAGAUUUUUUUUUCUGCUAGUGAGAACAACUUGAUAAUGAGACUAACAUAUGCUUUCUGACUGGCUUAGGAUAAAGGCACUGCACUUUUCGACAAAACAAA